AUGGCAUCGGUGCGCGAAGCUCCGGCGUGGAAGUUCCACGUGUUUCUGAGUUUCAGAGGAGAGGACACGCGCAACGGUUUUACGGACCAUCUCUACGCUGCGUUUAGGGGACUCGGCUUUGCUGUUUUCAGAGAUGACGAAGAGCUGGAGAGAGGAGAAGUCAUUGCGCUCGCGCUUCUGGAGGCGAUCGAAGUGUCUCUGUGUUCCGUGGUGGUUCUCUCGCCGCGUUAUGCCUCUUCGCGGUGGUGCUUGAACGAGCUCCUCAAGAUACUGGAAUCGCGAGCGGAGUUCGGUCGGCACGUUUUGCCGAUCUUCUACGACGUGGAUCCCUCAGACGUCAGACAUCAACGAGGAUCGUUCGCCGAUGCUUUUGCGAAGCAUGUGGAGAGGUUUGGGAGCUGUGAGGUUCGGAGGUGGAGACAAGCGUUGAAGGAUGUUGCGGAUUUGUCUGGCUGGACCUCUAAGGAUAAGUAA
This is a messenger RNA of Sphenostylis stenocarpa, 474 nucleotides long. The record is from the annotation of a GenBank genome assembly. NCBI's taxonomy places the organism in Eukaryota, Viridiplantae, Streptophyta, Magnoliopsida, Fabales, Fabaceae.